Molecule: messenger RNA, 2351 nt
Organism: Acipenser ruthenus (sterlet)
Lineage: Eukaryota; Metazoa; Chordata; Actinopteri; Acipenseriformes; Acipenseridae
Product: neuronal pentraxin-1-like
Exons: 5
Coding region: 133-1413 (426 amino acids)
Source: RefSeq, a predicted model, not a curated record
CUCGCUGCGAAGAAAUCAGAACUUCAGUGGACAGCUCCCAGGUGCUGAACACACCUGCCGUGAAUAACAGCGCCUAAGAAAAGCGUUCACUGCUCCACCGCUACCACGCAGCCAAAGACACACACACACACAAUGCGAACCAUGAUAUCGGGGGUCUCUUGGAAACUUUUUCUUCUGACUUUCUUCCUCCUCGAUCUUGGGUCGUCUCAAGAUUUCGGUCAGGCCCGGUUUAUUUGUACUUCUGUGCCGGCAGAUAUGGACAUGUGUGCGGCUACCAUGCAGAACAGCGGGCCGGCGGAGGACCUGAAGACCACGGUCCUGCAGCUGAGGGAGACGGUCCUGCAGCAGAAGGAGACUAUCAUGAACCAAAAAGAAACGAUUCGGGAGCUGACAGCCAAGCUGAGCCGAUGCGAGAGUCAGAGUAUAACAGACCCGGGUUCGAGGAGAAAAGAGACGGGCAAGAACACUAUGGGGGAUGUAUCGAGGACUCCAGCAGAUACGUUAAACCAGCUGAGUCAAACUUUACAGUCACUCAAACAGCGGCUAGAAAACCUGGAGCAAUUCAGCAGGAACAACAAUUCAGCCCAAGCUAACAACCUGAAAGAUCUACUCCAGAAUAAAAUCGAGGAUCUAGAGAAGCAGGUGCUGUCCCGUGUGAACAGCAUGGAGGAAAGCAAGCCCGGGCAGAAGAACGAGACGGAGCAGAGAGUGAAGGUGGACUCCACGCUCACAUCCCUGCACCACAGGAUCAGCGACCUGGAGAAGGGUCAGAAAGAGAACCGCCCCGCCGAUAAGUUCCAGCUGACGUUCCUCCUGAGGACUAACUACAUGUAUGCGAAGGUGAAGAAGAGCCUGCCCGAGAUGUACUCCUUCACAGUGUGCAUGUGGAUCAAAUCCAGCGCCUCCCCCGGCUUGGGCACGCCUUUCUCCUAUGCAGUCCCGGGGCAAGCCAACGAGUUAGUGCUGAUCGAGUGGGGAGACAACCCCAUGGAGAUACUUAUUAACGACAAGGUGGCGAAGUUGCCGUUUGUGGUUAAAGACGGGAAGUGGCAUCACAUCUGCAUCACCUGGACCACGCGCGAUGGCGUGUGGGAGGCGUUCCAGGACGGCGUGCUACGGGGAAACGGGGAGAACCUGGCCCCCUACCAUCCAAUCAAGCCACAGGGAGUCCUGGUGCUGGGUCAAGAACAGGACACGCUGGGCGGAGGGUUCGACGCCACACAGGCGUUCGUGGGCGAGCUGGCUAACUUCAAUAUCUGGGACAGGAAGCUUUCCUCAGGCGAGAUCUACAACCUGGCCACCUGCAACAGCAAAGCCCUGGUGGGGAAUGUCAUCUCCUGGGCCGAGAGCAACGUUGACGUCUAUGGAGGCGCCACCAAGUGGACUUUUGAAGCAUGCCGUCAGAUCAACUGAGCUGCAGCACAAGCAGAAAGCAGGACAGCAGCAUCUCUCCCGGCUUUAGUGUCCUCCUUACUUACUUUUUUUUUUUUAAAUCGGGAAUUCAUAUAUAUAUAUAUAUAUAUAUAUAUAUAUAUAUAUAUAUAUAUAUAUAUAUAUAUAUAUAUAUAUAUAUAUAUAAAUGGAUUUAAGUGCAAAGAAAGAUUUUUUUUUGACAUAAGAAAAUCACUUUUUUUUUUUGUCUUGGAAACUUGUGACUAAAGACGCCUCCUCCUUUUGAACUGUAAGCACUUCUGCUGGUGAGCGGAGUUCCAAACCGAGGGCUCUGUCAACCCUAUUGGAGGAGAAGCUGGGCAGCUACACGCCUUAUCCUGGACAGCUAAUCAACAGCAAGGCCGGGCUUCUUCCCCUCGUUUCCUAUCGAUCGUGUGACAGGCAGUGUUGUGUUAGUCAGCCGUGAUCACUUCUCAAUUUUUUCCCCUAGGACUUGCACUGUGAAUGAAAUGUGAACCAGAAGACGAAAGGUUGAUGCGAGGACUAAGUGAGAUUGACUUGAUAUUAAUUUGCUGACUUGCUUUUUAUUAGCUUUCUGUGUUUAUGCUGUAAUGAAGUUUAAUUGCCAACUAAGUUUAAAGCCUGGGUGCCUUGGGCUGGUACAAAAAAUUCAGCACAUUUGUUUUAAUUUGCAAAUGUUUUUUAUUUUUUAUUAUUAUUGAUAUUUAUUAAUAAAUGUAUUCAAAGCAACGUGUUCAAGGCCAUGGUGUUUGUACUCUGUAUUAGGAAUGUUAUCUACAAAAACAGCAUGAAAGAAAAAUGGAACAGCAGCAGCAUCACCAGAUCUGCUCGCACUGUCCUUGUGGGGUUGGUUUUUUACUGUAUUGUUAUAUGCUCAAAGCAUGGCAACACUGAAAGACUAUCAAAUUUAAAUUUUGUAAUAAAAUUGUGAUAUAUUA